Salvia splendens (bonfire salvia) is the source of this 2412-nucleotide messenger RNA. Its product is annotated as LRR receptor-like serine/threonine-protein kinase FEI 1. The coding region runs from base 263 to 2053 and encodes 596 amino acids. The record is from RefSeq and is a predicted model, not a curated record. Lineage: Eukaryota; Viridiplantae; Streptophyta; Magnoliopsida; Lamiales; Lamiaceae. Gene Ontology annotation, molecular function: protein kinase activity; ATP binding; protein binding. The transcript has 12 exons. Gene Ontology annotation, biological process: protein phosphorylation.
GUAGUAGCAGAAAUAAGUUCUUGAUGUAAUAAUAGUACUCUGUAAUAAUUAUGGAAUUUUGAAGUAAGCACAUUUUUAAUCAUACCUGUACCCACUCACCAAGUUUCAACCUUUUUUUAUCAUAAAAUACUUUCCUCUUUUCUCCUUUCAUUCAAAUUCUUCGAAGAAAGUAGUGGUACAUUUAUAAUUCAAAAAAAUCAAUUUUUUUUAGAAGCUUUAUAUCCGUGUCAAAGAUUUUCACAUUUGGAGCCCUGAAACGAAAAUGGGUGCUUCAAUUUUGGUGUUCCUAGCUGCUUUGGUAACUGCCCUUUUGCAGGAUUCCUCUCUUGCCCUCUCUCCAGAUGGUCUUACACUGUUGGAAGUGAAAACCAGUUUAAAUGACAGUAAGAACUUUCUGAGGAACUGGAAUGCUAUUGAUGAAUUUCCAUGUAAAUGGACUGGUAUUACUUGCAGCCAACUAGACCAAAGAGUGAUAUCUAUAAACCUACCAUACAUGCAGCUUGGAGGAUUUAUACCCCAUAGCAUUUGUAAACUCGACAAAUUGCAAAGACUGGCACUUCAUCAGAAUAGUCUUCAUGGUUUCAUUCCUAAUGAGAUUGCACAGUGUUCUGAACUCAGAGCCCUGUAUCUUCGAGCUAAUUAUUUUCAAGGAGGAAUACCUUCAACUAUUGGAAACGUUUCUAUGUUGACUAUAUUGGAUUUAUCUAGCAAUACACUGAAAGGUGCUAUACCUUCUUCUCUAGGUCGUUUAACACGUCUAUCAUAUCUAAAUUUGUCAUCAAACUUCUUGUCUGGCGAAGUACCAGAUGUUGGAGUGCUAAGCAAGUUUGGAAGCAAAUCGUUUAUUGGUAAUCUAGAUCUGUGUGGCCAACAAGUAAACAAACCUUGUCGAACUUCACUUGGUUUUCCUGCUGUAUUGCCUCAUGCUGAAAGUAACGAAGCAACAGUGCACAAGCAAUCCUCCCAUUACAUCAAAGGUAUUGUGAUUGGUGCAGCAUCCAUGUUAGGCUUUGGGGUUAUUUUCCUUGGUUUUCUCUUGGUUUGGCUGCUGACGAAGAAGGAGAGAGUCGCAAAAAAAUACACAGAAGUGAAAAAACAAGUCCAUCAAGAAGCAAGAGCCAAGCUCAUAACUUUCCAUGGAGAUCUUCCAUACCCUUCGUGUGAGCUUGUCGAGAAGAUUGAGUCUCUUGAAGAGGAAGAUGUUGUUGGAGCUGGAGGUUUUGGAACUGUUUAUAGAAUGGUUAUGAACGACUGUGGAACUUUUGCUGUCAAAAAGAUUGACCGGACAAGACAAGGCUCUGAUCAAGUAUUCGAGAGGGAGCUCGAGAUCUUAGGUAGUGUGAAGCACAGAAAUCUAGUAAACCUAAGAGGCUACUGCCGCCUCUCUACAGCAAGGCUCCUUAUAUAUGACUACUUGGCCAUGGGCAGCUUGGACUAUUUCUUGCACGAUAAUAUCCAUGAAGAGCAUCAGCUGAACUGGAAUGCUCGCCUAAAGAUAGCUAUCGGCUCUGCUAGAGGAGUGGCAUAUCUGCACCAUGACUGCUCUCCGAAGAUAGUCCAUCGUGAUAUAAAAUCGAGCAACAUCCUUCUUGAUGAAAACCUCGAGCCCCAUGUCUCAGACUUCGGCCUUGCUAAGCUGCUGGUGGACGAGGAGGCUCAUGUCACGACUGUGGUUGCAGGCACAUUUGGCUAUUUGGCUCCAGAGUACUUGCAGAGCGGUAGGGCAACAGAGAAGUCGGAUGUGUACAGCUUUGGCGUGCUGCUGCUGGAGCUAGUGACGGGAAAAAGACCAACGGAUCCAACGUUUGUGCAGAGGGGGCUGAAUGUGGUGGGCUGGAUCAACACACAGAAUCGAGUGGAGGACGUAGUGGAUAGGAGGUGCAGGGACGCAGCAGUGGAGACGGUGGAGGUGCUAGUGGAGAUAGCAGCGAGAUGCACAGAUGCGGACCCGGAGGAGCGCCCCACAAUGCAGCAAGUGCUGCAGAUGUUGGAGCAGGAAGUGAUGUCGCCAUGCCUCAGUGAGUUCUACGAGUCGCAUUCUGAUAAAUGUUGAUCAUUGUUUUUGCUGUGGUUGCGUAAAUAUACUAUCCCUUCGACUCGUGACUGUAAAUUAAUGCAUUUCACUCGAGUGUGAAUGCACCAUUUUGCCGCACAACAAUCAUUGUACAUUCAUCUGUCUUAGCUUUGAUUUCUGCUACUAGUCGCGGUUUAUGCAGUGUUUUAGACCAUAGUUGACUCGAGUUAUCAAUCUACCAGUUAAAAGAGAAAGAGAAAUGUCUUAUAAAUUGAGUGAUUCAUGCUUCUUUGUUAUAAAACACAUCCCAUAUUUACUCUCAUGAUACAAGAUAAAGGGAGAUUGAUACAAGUCUUAUACUAUUAUUAUUUAGUUUAGAUAUAUUAGGGAUUUGCAUA